AUGGAAGCUGAAGAAAUUCUCCAACUCUUGGAUUCUUACUGGUUUCAACAUGGAUUUUUUACUCACAAACAUGAUAAUCAAGAAUCAAUGGUUUGUGCCGUGCCAAACCCGAGCCUUUUAGAAGUCUCCGUGCGACAUAGACAGACCCUUCAAGUCCGAUCCUUUAGCGACCAAGGUAUAGUCCACGAUGCAUGUUUCAGUCAAGAAACAGCAACUUCACCUAAUUCAGUCAAACCAAAGUUGCAGAGGAUAUUAUCUGGGAAAGAAAUAACUCAAUCCUCAAAUGACGAAGCCGAUGAGGAGAAACCGAAACCCACUAAAGGAAAAACGGGGAGACGAAAAGGUAUGAGCAAAAGCUUAUCAGAACUUGAAUUUAAGGAGCUUAAAGGAUUCAUGGACUUGGGAUUUGAGUUUACUGAAAAAGAUAAGAGUUCGAGCUGCUUAGUUUCAAUCAUUCCUGGACUGCAACAUUGGGGGGAAAUAGAUGUGAAUGAAAAUAAUUGGGAAAAAGUUUCAAGGCCUUAUCUCUCUGAAUCAUGGGGUGUUUUGAACCAAAGAAAGGCACAUAGUCCUUUGAUGAAAUGGGAAACUCUUGGUUCCGUACAUGAUGAAAUCAACAUGAAAGACCAACUCAGAGUUUGGGCUCAAUCUGUUGCAUCAACUGUUAGAUGGAGUUGA
Messenger RNA from Fraxinus pennsylvanica, 678 nucleotides. The record is from the annotation of a GenBank genome assembly. NCBI's taxonomy places the organism in Eukaryota, Viridiplantae, Streptophyta, Magnoliopsida, Lamiales, Oleaceae.